AGGCCAAGCCAGAGGAAACUCUUCAGUGGGGGGAGAAAUGGGGGCAUUCGUACGGGUAAACACGCUUCCUUGAACACUGCGCAUGCGCGGUUACCUUUCACAGUCGAUGAGAGGCCGUUGGCGAAACUUACGCUAGGGGCAGCAGCAUUCGAGGAAGUAACUGUGACGACAGGCAGUGCCAGUGGUCGGUCCUUUUUGGAUUAUUUCGUAUUCAUUCAGUUUCAAAAGGAUCUCUGUGUCUUAAAUAUUCAGGAAUGUGAGGGCUACACUGAUUAGUGCAAGGUGGAUAUAUUGCUCUAUUCUGUUCUGGGACAAUGUCUCGUGCCAAAAAGGAGGAGUACGAGAGACUCAGAAGUCUGAUCAAUCAGUGGAAUGAUGACCACUACGACAUUUUCGAGCUGAGUUUGCCAAACGAGGAUUUGGAAUUCCAUGGAGUGGUGAGAUUUUUCUUUCAAGGUGCGGUUGGUGCUAACGUGAUUACAAAAUGUAUCCGUGUGGCCAGCACCGCCACCACAAGGGAGGUCAUCGAUGUGCUGAUCGAAAAAUUUCGACCGGACAUGCGGAUGCUGUCGCAGAACAAAUAUGCCCUAUAUGAAGUGCAUGUCAAUGGAGGUGGCACCCUAAAGAUCUACGGAGAGAGUCUGCGUCCGGAUGUCCCGUACAAGACGCUGUUCCUGUCCACGGCCGACCCAGCCGCUGCUGUGGUCAGGGAGGCCAUGGACAAGUACGGUCUGGAGAAGGAGGACUCUUCUCUCUACUGUCUGGUCGAGGUCACAUCAUCUUCCAGCUUCGCCAGCGAUCAGCAGACUACAAGAAGCGCAGCAAGCGGCCGCGGGCCGUGUCACAUGAAGAUCUGCGCAACCACCAGAGUGACCAGAGGCACACAAACCUGGACAUGCUGCCCUAUCUGGUAGAGGUCAAUGUGAGAGGCAAACCCAAGAAACACGUGCUGCCCCUCAACGUGACCGAAGUGGUCAAUGUCAAGGAAGUGGCCAACAACAGGACCGACUACACAGGGAAACACUUCUUGCAGCUGUCUGGCCCAGACAUCCGUCCCCGGCACGGCGUCAUCGCCCACACGGAAGGCAUCGUGACUGUGACCCCCAACAGCCAUGACGCCGAGACCUACGUGGAGAGGCAGCGCAUUGACCAGACCACCAUGCUAAAGCACGGCAUGAUGGUCCAGUUUGGCAAGGACCACGUCUACCGGUUCCUUGACCCUCGUUUCGAACAGCCUUCCAUGCAGAACCAGCCAUACCAGCUUCCCAACAAACCCGGCGUGCGCGGCCAGCCUCAGGAGACCAACUUUGACGUGGAUGGACACAUCGAGACUGUGCGGGGACCUUCGCCUGGGGACGGCUCUAUGCAGUACGAUGGCCAGCAGGGAAGGGGUGUCCCCGACCGGUCUCCCACUUCCCCGCAGGCUAUGUCGUCCCCAGACAAUCUCCUACCUGCCUCUGUGGAGUUCUUCAUGGAAUCGGAAAGUCGUCUUCUGCAGGCGUCUAUCUUGGAGGUGAACAGCAAACAGCUACAGUUCAAACUGGCUCCGACCUACACACUGUACCUGGCGGCACGCCACCUCCUGGCUGCUGGCUCUCCCAUGGCCCACCGGCCACAGAUAGUAGCCGAUUUCGUCAGCCGCACUGCCAAACUGACCCAACAGGCGAUACAGGAUCAACACAAUGACCCCCCGUCCCUGGCUUUCUGGAUGGCCAACUCUUCGGAGAUCUUGCACAUGGUGAAACAAGACCGCGACCUUCACCCCUGCAGCUCUGAGUCCCAGGAGAUGCUGGCCGAGGCCGUCCAGAUGGCCUUCCACCACCUGGUUCGAUGCCUUCAGGGGGACUUGCAGCGUGUCAUGUCGGCGUUUUUGGAUCCCACCGACGAUAAUGUCAAUGAUGAGAUGGGCCAGCGCUACAACAUGGGUCGCCCCACCCUGAACGACGUGCUCAACACGCUAUCGGCGGCCAUGACACUGCUGCGUCGUUGCCGCGUCAACGCCGCGCUGACCAUCCAGCUGUUCUCCCAGCUGUUCCACUUCAUCAACAUGUGGCUGUUCAACAUCCUGGUCACCGAGCCCCAGCUGCAGCUGUGCACGCGGCCCUGGGGCGUCCGGCUGAAGAGCCGGCUGGGCAGCGUGGAGGCCUGGGCGGAAAAGCAGGGGCUGGAGCUGGCCGCGGAUUGUCAUUUGUGUCGCAUCAUACAGGCUGCUCACCUCCUGCAAGCGCCCAAGUCGAGCGCUGACGACAUCACCAACAUCAGCUCCACCUGCUUCAAGCUCAACUCCAUGCAGCUGCGUGCACUGUUGACGCGUUACUUACCAGAGCCUGGGGAACCACACGUGUCGGACACGUUCAUCGAGCGUGUUGUGUCCAUCGCAGAAAACAUGGCGGAUGAGCUCACUCGCACUGACGGGCGGGAAGUGCGACUGGAGGAAGACCCUGACCUUCACCUUCCCUUUUUGCUGCCGGAGGACGGCUAUUCUUGCGACACAAUCCGAGGGAUUCCAAAGGGCUUGCCGGAGUUUGUUCAUUACCUGGAGACUGAAGGUAUCUGCCGGUACACGGUGAACAACAACGCCUCUGGCAGCUGGACGGUAUACAUGGGAGAUGGUGGUCCGCAGGAUAUGAAGGGAGGGCCAGUGAGCCCCGGUCUGCCGGCCACGCCAGAGAUCAUCACACUGUCCUUUAAUAAGGUCAAGGGCAGCAUGGGACUCAGCAUUAUUGAGGCCACGGGUGAGGGCCAGACGGAACAAGGCAUCUACAUCAAGUCUGUGGUUGAGGGUGGGGCCGCUGCUAUGGAUGGGCAAUUGCAGGCAGGAGAUCAGCUGUUGGAGGUAGAUGGGAAAUCUCUCAUUGGACUCUCACAAGACAAGGCAGCUGAACUGAUGACCAAGACGGGUCAGGUUGUGCGUCUGAAGGUGGCCAAACAAGGAGCCUUCUACUGUAACUUGAGCAACCUUCUGAGUCAACCUUCGCCCACCAGUCAGAGAGCCAUCCACAAUCGUGGGCCCGGUGGGAUUAAAGCAGCCAAAGAUGACGGGCCGCCACCUCCUUACGAUGGACUGGAUAACAAACCUGUCAAUGGAUAUGACCAGGACAACAGACGGAGAGGUCCUGACCACGGAGGUCAUCCGUCUGACCCCUACCAGCGUCGAGACAUCGGGGACCCACGCUCCAAGUCCACCUCCAACCUGCACGUGGACACAAACUUUGACCCGCGCAGUGGGCCGGCGGGUGAGCCCUCCCACUUGCGUCCCGCGCAGUCUGUGGGCAUGCUACACCCAUCCUCCCCCGGCUACGGCCAGUACUCCCCGGGGGGCCGCAGACAGGACCUGCGACCCAACGAUUACGAGAACCAGCCCCACUACCCGCCCUCCCAAGGGUCAGGGGAGCGCUCGUCGUACGACGGAGGACCCCCUAGACAACAGCAGCAGCAACAGGGGUAUAAUUUUGCCGAUCCCCGACAGAACAUUCCGGGCCCAGGUAGAGGAAGUAGUAGCCAGUACCCGCCUGGCGGUGGUGGUCCACAGGGUUAUCCCCCCCAACAGGCCCCGCAGCAGCGAGCUUCAGACAGAUCGUCGGUUUCGUCGAGGGCAUCUUCAAACAGCGCCAAGGACGCGCGGCCCCAGUCGGCCUACUUCGACCCCCAACACACGCGGGACGUGAACAGCAUGAUGCAGGACGGUCCUUCCCCCUCGUCCCGUCCGCGGUCUGAGGACGUGUCGGCGGGCAAACUGCGAGAGUGGCAGGACAAGUAUGAGGGAGGAGGGGGUGGAAACAGCCCGCCUUACAGCAACGUGGGACCCCAGGCCAGAGACCUGCCCCCUCAGCCACAGCACAACCCACCGCCCAAACCCACAGCCCACCAACGACUGUUCAGCCAGCCCACGGGCGGUGGUGGUGGCAGUGGUGGGCCCCCACAGAAGGUGAACAACACGGCCAACAACCGGCAGCCUAACUUUUACGAGAACACAGCGCCCUUACAGCAAGAACCUUCCCCAGCAUUCCAUCAGCUGCACCGGCCACCCAGUGACAGCGAACUGCGGCCCAAAGUGGCCCCUAAACCGGCCAUCGCUCCCAAGCGGAACCAAGCCCGAGUACCCCCUGUGGAGGUUCCGCUGAUGCGAGUGGACAACCGGCAGACGCAGCCCCACUUCUUCGGCGACCGCCAACCCCCGUCCCCGGCGGGACAACAGGGCAGUCCUCACAUGGUACAGCAGCCGGGCCACCCACAGCAAGCAGGGAGGGGUCAGCCAGACAGCCGGGGUCAGCACGACCCGAGGCAGGGGAUGGACCCCAGGAAUGGUCAAGACCCUAGGUUGAUGUCCGACCCAAGAAAUGGUCAGGACCCAAGAAUGAUGUCAGACCCCAGGAACGGUCAAGACCCCAGGAUGAUGUCGGAUCCAAGAAAUGGGCCAGAUGUGCGGAACAACAUGUCGGAUCCUAGGAACGGCCCAGUUCACGACCCAAGGUCUAUGCCAGACCUCCGAAGCAUACCAGACCCGCGCAAUGACCUCCGAAACAUGCCCGACCCUCGCAACAUCACAGACUUGCGAAAUGUUCCCGACCCACGGAACGUCGUAGACCCACGGACUAUGACCGACCCACGCAAUGUUCAACAGCAGCCUCAGCGGGGAGGAGGAGGCUACCAGCAGCAGCAGCCUGACAUGCGCAGCGGCGGUGCUAAUAAUAGCAACGUACCAUCUCCACACUACCCUGACCCUCGCCAGGGAAGAAACGCCCCACAACAGAACGUCAGCUUCCGUCAAGAUCCGAACCAGCAAUCGUACGGAGGCUACCCCCAGGACCUGCCGCCUCCCCCGAGCCAUACGGAGCUGCCCAGCCCUGGCCACGGUGAGGACUACCAGGAGGAGCUCCCUCCUCUCCCUCCCCCACCCUCCCAGGAGGACCUGGUGGAGAAGAAGCUGGCGGAGGAACAGCAGAAGUUGAUGGAGCACAUCAAUGCCACCAACCAGUACCUGGCCACUGACAGCAGGGGAAAUCCAAGGUACAGUCCAAACACGUUCCAACCAACACAACCAUCACAUCAGCAGCCACAGUAUCAUCAGCCCCAACAGCAACAGCACAGUCGCUAUCAGCAACAGCAGCAGCCGCAACAGCAGCAGCCGCAACAGCAGCAGCAGCAGCAACAUCAGCAGCAGCACUCACUGACCCGAGUUCUCCCCCCUGGAGUGGACACGAGAGACUCCCCGCUGGGCUACCAGGUGGCCCCGGACCCGAACCAUGGAGACCCCGAGCUACAGCAUCCCAACUACCAGAACAUCGGCUUCGCCAACGAGGUCCACUCCACGUCGGGCCCCGACGGCCAGGCCCCUCCGGUGCCCCAACCCCCGUCGGAGUACGAGUCCUACGACAACCCCGCUCUCAAGUCACAAGGCUUCCAGGUGAAGCCAGCUGUUCCAGCCUUGAAACCCAAGCCUCGGGAGCGCAGCGAGGGCUCGUCACGUUCGGCGUGGGAUCGGGACGCUCGUGAAAAGGCUGAGGAGGAAGAGCAAGAAGAACUGUUUAGGGCCAGAGAGCAAGAGAUCUCAGAGCUGGAGGCCCGUCCGUACUUAAACCCUCAGGACCAAGAGCGGCUACGCAAGUUGAAAACGCAGCAAGAGUUUCAGAGACGUGUGCGAGAGAUUGCUGAGAAAGGAGACUACGAGUAUGAUGAUGAUGAUGAUCUGACGGAGAGAAUUUUUACACGGGAGAGGUUAAUACAGAGUCUCAGGGAAGACUUGGAAAAGUCCCGUAACCGCAUCCGAGAUUUUGAGUUGUCACAGCAACGAGCAGACGUAGACAGAGAACAAGAUAGGCUGCAGCUGCUUGAGCGACGGCUGGAAAUGUAUGAGAAAGACAGGGAGGAGCAGAAGCAGAGGAUGCAACGCAAGCAGGACCGGAGAACCAAGGAACAUCAGGAGCAACUACGCCAGCAGAGGGAAUCUCGUGAGAAGCAGCGGCAGAACUACGAGGAGCAGAAACGUCAGCUGAUGAAGGAGGAGGAGAAGCUGAAUCAGAGGAGGGAGGAAGAAUUAAACAAGCGCAGGCAGUUUGAGAGAGAGCGUCGCCAGGACCUGCAGGAGCAGCGGGAGGCAGACGAGAAGCGAAUGCGGGAGAAGAUCCGCCGCGAGGACGACCAGUACAUGCAGCAGCAGCUGGCCCUGGAGAAACAGCAGCGAUUGGAUCAACAGCGGCCGGUCCGUGUGGCCGACAUGAGGCGACGACUAGACUCGGCAGGGACAGAGGGUCAACAGGGUCAAGUUCAGUCCCCGACAGGAGGAGGAGGAGGGUACAGCCAGUACGCCAACGUGUCGGGUCUCCCCGCCAGCAGUGUUCCGCAGCCCCAGGACGUCUCUGGGCUGGCCCCGCCCCCACCGGAGAGGAAGUCGUCCUACGACACCUUCAGCCAGCACCAGCAGCGAGCUUCGUUCCGCAACAGCAACAGUCAGGAGUUCCCUCCCCCACCUCCUCUUUCGGCGGGUGGCGGCAGCAUGUCGACUGCCAGUUCAUCAGCGUCACUCCCGUCGGCCAUGAAAAACUGGCAAGAGCCCCCAGCCCCUGCGAAGAAGUCGGUCUCCUUCAAUACUCAGAUGAACACGUACAAGGAGCGAACCCCUAGCCACUCGGUCUCUUCCUACAAGUCGCCCACAGGGUCGCAGUCCUCCGAUCAGGGCAUCCCGCCGCCAAACUUCCACAAUAUGGAAAACAGCGAAGUCUUUGACUCUUCUAACUUGCCCUCCCCGCCCCCACCCCUUGUUAACAGCACUGGCAGCGGCGUGGGGAUGGAGGGGAACAGCAACACAGCUGUUUACAACAGCACCAACAGCUCCACGCCCAACGUGAUCGGAGCGCAGGAAGUGUACCGGGACCCGCGGUCGCGGAUAGAAGCAAGGAUGGCCUCUCAGUCGACUUCGCGGGCCAGCCCGGGCACGGACCGCAUGUCCUUCCGCGAAAAGAUGAAGUACUUCGCCCAAGAGGCGGGGGAGGACACCAUCAAGUACAAGCCCAAGGCUUCCAAGACGCUCCGCAGCAUCGAGUCCAAGCUCAACGGACAGUGAGACAACUAUUGGACAGACAGUGAAUGGACCGUUAGAAAACCAAUCACAUUGAAGGGACAGUGAGAAAAAAAUGACAUCAAAGGGGAAGUGGGAAACUAAUGAUGUUGAAGGGAAAGUGAGAAAAUAACGACAUUGGAGGGAAAGUCUGUGUGGAACAUUUAGGUAUUCGCUCUGUUCACUUUAGGGUUGUGACUACAAGGUUACUGUAAACCCUUCGGUGUUGUGUGUGCAGGAGCUAGAGGGCUGGGUGACUGCCUCAGGAGAUGGUUCCUUGAUGUUGUAGCUAGCUGGAUGUGGCCGUUGUUGAAGAGAAAACCAGACUUGCCGACUGUCCUGAAUUUCCCGCGAUGGUCCCAGAUUGGACAGUCGGGGGGAGGAAAUUUGAGAGCCCAAUCACAUAUACUUCACCAAAACCAGUCCCACUUAUGUUGUUACAUAAUCUGGUGUUAUAGCAUGGGAUAUCCCUGAUUGGGUUUUGACCAAGUUGUCAAGCCUCCUGAAAUGGCACCUUUGUGUUGUUGUUAAGAACAGGAUGCAUAUAUGUAUAUAAGCAAUAACCAACGUAAUAAACCUGGUAAUGGUAAGGAAAGUUUGACACCUCUGGUAGUCAAGUCUUCAAGUGUCAACGUCGCAGCUUAUGAAAUAGACGGUUGAAUCAACACCUGAGGAAAUGUUUGGACCUCAUAAAAGAAAAAUAUUUUUUUGGGUGUUGUAGUCAGUAUGUAAAAUUAAGGAGGCUGGCUGCCCAAGCCUGAGCCCUGCUUUGGUUGUGACCUGUAAGGUUGUGAUGUCCCCAGGCUAGCUUCCUCUUCCCUCCUCCAUCAGCGACAUGCUUUUGUUUGGGGGGAGGGACAGAAGUGUGUAUGUAUCGAAUAUACCAAGAAGUAACCUUUACUAUAAUUUGGCCACUUUUGUCUGGUGAUGAAGUUCUUGCUGCUCGUGUACGCCCUCGCGAGUUGUAUGGGCUCUUAUAGGUUGUGCUGUAUUUGCCAAUUUGGAAUGAGUCCACCCACAGGUGUCUCGUUAACACUUCCCACGUGAUUGACAUUUUUAACUCUCCAGACCUUCUUCCUUGUACGGCAGGUUUGAGCCAGGGAGAGUUUUCACAACUCUCUGUCUGCCUGGCUUGGUCCUGUGUUAGAUUUACAAUGAGUUCAGAGUUCAAGCCUCUUGAAUCAACUCGCACAGGGUUUUGACAGUUCGGAUUUCGCCGAUAGCCAAUCCGUAUUGGUAGGGGGGAGGGGAGUUGUGUCCUUUGAGUCUCUUAUGCAGGCUGCCUUAGAUGGAUGCCUGGGUGUAGCGCUUGAGCUCUUUACUGUUACCAUGCAGGAGAGCAGAGUUCCUUUCCCAAUCGGGGGGUAAUUUUUGGUUGAGUGUCUUGGUCUUUCUGUUUGAAUGUUGUAUCCCUCUAAGCGAGGGUUAACCCUGUCAAGCAGGGUCGGAAGCCCGUCUCCUUAACGAUAUAGAUUGUAAAAACACUGACAUUUAGAGAAAACAAAGGCUGCCUCGGGUGUCUGUAUGUAACGGACGGUACUAAAGGCUGAGAGGAAAUUUGCCUUGUUGAAUAUCUGGCAGCUUCCUCUUCACACACCCCCACUCCCCCCGAAUCGCAUGGCCCCAUGCUUGUUCUUGUUUUUUUGUCAACUGUUCUUAUGCAUCAACUAUGAUCAUUCCUACACAAAUUGUCUAUUCUUGUACUACAGAAGAGUUCUACAUACAACUAUUAUGAGAGUAACAAAAUGAUAAGUUAUCUAUUGUGUCACAGUGUACAUAUUUCGUUCCCUCGCCUCUUGGUUUUUUUAAUUUUAUGACAUUGUGAACUUCCUUGUCCUUUGUAGCUACACCAAGAUAUAACACCCAGUAGCUCCAUGUGCUCUAUGCAACCGUGUCUGUGCAUGCUUGUUUGUUGUCUGUGUGUGUGCACACAUGCAUGUGUGUGUACAAAUGCAUAUGUAUGUACACAUGCGUGUGUAUGUGUGACUGUUGUAUGAAUGCGUGCUAUGCAAAUCUUUCCUUGCUGUUGUUUCUGCAUGGUGUUGAUUGAGAAAAUGUCUUGUAGUGUGUGAAAUCGAAUAUUUGUACAGACAGAAAAUUUUGGAAUAUCCCAGAGCUAAGCGCUUUGUUUAAAGUACACUUAUAUAUAUUGUAGAGAUCUGUAUGUGGUCUUUGAGAAGCAAAUGGUGAGAAAGGGAAGGGUGUCUAUCUGUUAUCUCUGGGAUUCAUGAUGGGCAUGGGUAGGUUUAUAAAUGUUCAGAGUUAUGUAUCCUCAGCCGGCUGUUCAAAUGUACUAAGCCCAAAAUUUUUGAAACAUUUGUUCCAUUGCAGUUUCUUAGUCUGUGGUAUGGGUUGUCCUUGAGAAAUACUUUGUUAAAUCUUCAAGAAAAGAUUAUAACAUAAAGUAGGUAUGAGUAUUAACAGAAAUGAAAUGUACGUUUUUCCUUCUCUCCUGAUAGUUUUUACUUUUCGGGCUUAGAACAUUUGAAGUGCUGGCCAAGGAUAUACCGUGUUUUCUUUCUUUGUUUCUCCCGAGAAAGAUGUGGCCAACGUUUGUCUCUGGGAUUGACGUUUGUGAUACUUUCUGUGCAUGUUGAACUGACUGCAGGUCAGUGGUGGGUCAAGCUGACCUCUGACCCUGGCAUGUGUUUGUCAAUAUAGUAGUACAAGAACUGCUAGAUAGGUUUCUGCAUUCAUCCCCUUCAUUUUCAUUUUUAGAACAAAAAAGAACAAAAAAUAAAGCAAAACAAAACAAGCUGGAGGUUGGUAGCCCUAGAGGUUUCCUCAUCUCUCCAGGCUUGUGGUGUUGACUUUGCUUGAUGCUCGUGGUAGAGCUGCUAGUUGGGGUGCUCAAUACACAGAUAUCAUAUUUAUAUUUUAUGCAAAAAUGUAUUAUAGCCACACUUUUAUAGUCUAUUUUCUAUGAUAUUCUGAUGAUUAUGCCUCCCCCUCAUCCCCCAACCCCUUUCCACCUCCCCCCACCCCCCGCCCCUCUACUCUGAGACAGACAGACCCCCCUCCCCCCUCCCCAAAUCCCAUAGCAGCAUGUACAUAGAACCUUUCUGGCUCCAGCUCUCUCUCCAAUGUGACUGUGAGUGGAGAGCCCUCCUGAACAAAACGCCUUCUUCUUAGACUACUUGAAUUUCUUAAUUAAAGCUUUUUUUUUUUUUUUUUAAAUUCAUUUAACUCAUGUGUAUUAGCCAUGCCAUACAAUGUAGAUAUAUCAUGACUACUCAUAUUAAACUUGUACUGCUGAUUCAAGAGUG
This is a messenger RNA of Aplysia californica (California sea hare), 10323 nucleotides long. RefSeq names its product afadin. Gene Ontology annotation, biological process: signal transduction. Gene Ontology annotation, molecular function: protein binding. Lineage: Eukaryota; Metazoa; Mollusca; Gastropoda; Aplysiida; Aplysiidae. The record is from RefSeq and is a predicted model, not a curated record.